This is a messenger RNA of Myiozetetes cayanensis, 3286 nucleotides long. It is a transcript of the gene CBL, whose product is annotated as Cbl proto-oncogene. The record is from RefSeq and is a predicted model, not a curated record. Gene Ontology annotation, cellular component: plasma membrane; membrane raft. NCBI's taxonomy places the organism in Eukaryota, Metazoa, Chordata, Aves, Passeriformes, Tyrannidae. Gene Ontology annotation, molecular function: ubiquitin protein ligase activity; SH3 domain binding; calcium ion binding. The coding region runs from base 92 to 2788 and encodes 898 amino acids. The transcript has 16 exons. Gene Ontology annotation, biological process: cell surface receptor signaling pathway; negative regulation of epidermal growth factor-activated receptor activity.
CGCCCUGCCCGGCCCGGCCCGGCCCCGGCGCCCUCCGCUCCGGCCCCUGCAGGGCCCCCCCGGCGCGGGGGGCCGCGCACGGGUGUCCCCCAUGGCGGCGCCGCUGAAGAAAGGCCCCGGCGGGCUGAUCGGGCUGAUGAAGGACGCGUUCCAGCCUCACCACCACCACCUCGGGCCGCACCAGCCCGGCGCCGUGGACAAGAAGAUGGUGGAGAAGUGCUGGAAGCUCAUGGAUAAGGUGGUGCGUCUGUGUCAGAACCCCAAGCUGGCCCUGAAGAACAGCCCACCCUACAUCCUGGACCUGCUGCCUGACACCUACCAGCACCUGAGGACCAUCCUGUCCCGCUACGAGGGCAAGAUGGAGACGCUGGGGGAGAACGAGUAUUUCCGGGUGUUCAUGGAGAACCUGAUGAAGAAAACCAAGCAGACCAUCAGCCUCUUCAAGGAAGGGAAGGAAAGGAUGUAUGAGGAGAACUCCCAGCCUAGGCGGAACCUGACGAAGCUGUCCCUGAUAUUCAGCCACAUGCUGGCAGAACUCAAAGGCAUCUUCCCAAGUGGCCUCUUCCAGGGAGACACGUUCCGGAUCACCAAGGCAGACGCUGCGGAAUUCUGGAGGAAGGCUUUCGGGGAAAAGACCAUCGUUCCCUGGAAGAGCUUCCGCCAGGCCUUGCACGAGGUGCAUCCCAUCAGCUCCGGGCUGGAAGCCAUGGCCCUCAAGUCAACCAUUGACCUGACCUGCAAUGACUACAUUUCAGUGUUUGAGUUUGAUAUCUUCACACGACUUUUCCAGCCAUGGUCGUCCUUGCUCAGGAACUGGAACAGCCUGGCAGUGACUCACCCUGGUUAUAUGGCAUUCCUGACCUAUGACGAGGUGAAGGCCAGGCUGCAGAAAUUCAUUCACAAACCUGGCAGUUACAUUUUCCGCCUGAGCUGCACCCGCCUGGGGCAGUGGGCCAUUGGCUACGUCACUGCAGAUGGGAACAUCCUUCAGACCAUCCCCCACAACAAACCCCUGUUCCAGGCACUGAUCGAUGGCUUCAGGGAAGGCUUUUAUUUAUUUCCUGAUGGCCGGAAUCAGAAUCCUGACUUGACUGGCUUGUGUGAGCCCACACCUCAGGACCACAUUAAAGUUACACAGGAACAAUAUGAGCUGUACUGUGAGAUGGGCUCCACGUUCCAGCUGUGUAAAAUCUGUGCUGAGAACGACAAGGACGUGAAGAUUGAACCUUGUGGCCACCUGAUGUGCACGUCCUGCCUCACAGCGUGGCAGGAAUCAGAGGGCCAGGGCUGUCCUUUCUGCCGCUGCGAGAUCAAGGGCACCGAGCCCAUCGUGGUGGAUCCCUUCGACCCCCGAGGAGGAGGAGGAUUGUCCCGGCAAGGGGCAGAAGGAACUCCCUCCCCCAGUUACGACGAUGACGAGGAUGACAAGGCUGAUGAUUCCCUCUUCAUGAUGAAAGAACUCGCUGGUAGCAAAGUGGAGCGUCCUCCCUCUCCCUUCUCCGUGGCUCCACAGGCUGCCCUUCCUCCCGUGCCACCACGACUGGAUCUCCUGCAGCAGCGAGUGUCCAACCCCCCCGGGGCCUCCAGUCCUGGCACCACUUCCAAGGCCGGCCCUGGCGCUCUCCACAAGGACAAACCUCUGCCGAUCCCCCCCACGCUGCGGGACCUCCCUCCGCCACCGCCGCCGGACAGGCCGCAUCCCAUGGGGAGCGAGGGGCGCCCUCAGAGGCGGCCCCUGCCCUGCACCCCGGGGGACAAGCCCCCCCCGGUGCCCUCCAACCGGCAGGGGGACCUGUGGCCGUCCAGGCCCAUCCCCAAAGCCCCCCCUGUGGCUGUGAGCCCCGGGGACCCCUGGGCUGGCAGGGAACUGUCCAACAGGCACUCGCUUCCCUUCUCCCUGCCCUCCCAGGCGGACUCCAGGGCUGACAGCCACCGGCUCGGGAGCACCCUCAGCCUGGACAACCCAGGGAGCUCCAGCAGUGGUCCAGUAGCAACCUCAGAGUGUGAACACCCCAAAAUUAAACCCUCCUCGUCUGCCAAUGCCAUCUACUCCUUAGCUGUCAGACCACUGCCUGUACCAAAACUGCCUCCUGGGGAGCAGUCUGAGAGCGAUGAGGACACUGAAUACAUGUCACCAUCCUCCCUCCCUGUGGUGCCUCCAGGUUCUGCUGUACAAAAACCAGAGAUCAAAAUGCCUUUGGAAGUGACUCAGAGUUUACGAGUUUUGGACUGUGAGCAGCAGCCAGAGGGCUCCAUGUAUGAAGCAAUGUACAACAUUCACUCCCAAGCAGCAUCCUCUGCUUUCGAGCCUGUCAACGCUUCUGAUGAAGGGGAUCUGGCAGCAGCCACCACCAGCAACGGCCCUGAAGAGUCAGAGAAUGAAGAGGAUGGUUAUGACGUCCCCAAACCGCCCCUCCCAGUUGCCAUUGCUCGUCGCACACUGUCCGAUAUCUCCAAUGCCACUCCUGCCUUCAGCCGAAUGUCCUUGGAAAACGACCCUGGGACAGGAUUUUCAGAUGGCUCCCAAGUUCCAGAGAGGCCGCCAAAGCCGCUGCCCCGGCGGAUAAAUUCCGAGCGGAAAGCCGGGAGCUGCCAAGCAGGAGGAGCCAGCAGUGGGGCCAGCUCAUCCCUGCAGCUCUCCAGCGAGAUCGAGAACCUCAUGAGCCAAGGCUACUCAUAUCAGGACAUUCAGAAAGCCCUGCUCAUUGCACAUAACAAUAUUGAGAUGGCCAAGAAUAUUCUCCGGGAGUUCGUCUCCAUUUCCUCCCCCGCUCACGUGGCCACAUAGCACAGGACACCUCCACACCUACAGCUUCUGUGGACCAACUGCCUGGGCAGCUGUGGCCCAGCUGUGCACCAAAGGGGAAGGGGGUUCCUUUAGAGACUUCGUGCUGAGGUCAGUCCUGCCUCUCAAAGAGAAUCAGUUGUCAGGUUUUUUGUGGUUCCAGAUUUCAAAGCAGAGGAAUGAACCGGAGCAGAGUGGUGUUUUAUACGGUGUAUGUCUUGGAGUCCUUUACCCCUACCUCUUGUCUGGGAGAACAGAUUUAUUUCCAGGGUGUCGGUGGAGAAAAGUGUCGUGACAAGGGACCCCCAGGCCCAUGCCCUGGAGGCCGUGGGGGAGUGUUUUGUGCUGUGAAUUUUACGUGAAUGCUCAGAGAAACAAGAGUCUCGAGGUCGGUGUGGUGUGUCCUGUGGUUCAUGGUACUAGGUUUGGAUCUGUUCGCUGCUGUGUGUCUGGCUCAGGCUUUUUAGAGCAGCUGGGAGGUCACUUUCUGCUGGGAAUAAA